Messenger RNA from Pieris napi, 1364 nucleotides. Its product is annotated as protein ALP1-like. The coding region runs from base 136 to 1317 and encodes 393 amino acids. The record is from RefSeq and is a predicted model, not a curated record. Lineage: Eukaryota; Metazoa; Arthropoda; Insecta; Lepidoptera; Pieridae. The transcript is spliced from 2 exons.
GUACUUAGGCCGGGUUCCCACUACGCCGGACCGGCAGAUCUGCCGAAAACCGGACACCGGACAGAGUGUUCACAUUACAUCGGAUCCCGGAAGAAAUUCAGACAGUCCUCAGUUGAAUUUGGACCUGCGCGCACAAUGGACGACGAAAUUGUUGUGUUGUGGUGGUAUCUUAAUAGAAGGCAAAAUAAAAGAAAACAUUGGGUACACCCUAUUUUACGGGAAAGAUUUUCACUUGGAACAUUUGAAACAUUAAUGGGUGAACUUAGAAGAGACGAAUCAAAGUUCUUCAAUUAUUUUCGAAUGACAGCAACCACUUUUGACGAUUUACUGGGACGACUAGACAUAAGAGUACGAGAUACAAGUUUCAGAGAAUGUAUUUGCCCAGAACAAAGAUUAGCCAUAUGUCUAAGAUAUUUAGCUUCAGGAUGUUCAUUCAAAGAAAUACAUUACUCAUACAGAGUAGGCGUUUCGACAAUAAGUAAACUAAUAAAAGAAAUGACCCACGUCAUUUGGGAAAACCUAAAGACAGAUUUCCUUAAGCUGCCUGAUACUGAGAGAGAAUGGGAGGACAUCGCUUCAGGAUUCGAAAGAAAAGCCAACUUUCCUCACUGUCUUGGAGCAGUAGAUGGCAAACAUAUCAGAAUUUUGAAACCAGCCAAGAGUGGUUCUAUGUUCUUUAAUUACAAGGAGUAUUAUUCUUUUGUAUUAAUGGCAGUUGUCGAUUCAGAGUACCGAUUUAUUUUUAUUAGUGUGGGCUCAUUUGGCAAGGAAUGCGAUUCUAGUAUAUUAAAGGAUAGUACAUUUUGGCAAAAGAUCAAUGAUGGUACUUUAAAUGUACCAAAGCCUAGACCGCUUCAUGAAAACUUGCACGAAGAAUUACCGUUUAUACUUGUUGGCGAUGAAGGCUUUGCUUUAACACCUAAUCUCCUACGUCCAUAUGGAGGUACACAUUUGAAUACUGAUAAAAAGAUUUUUAACUAUAGACUAAGUCGAGCAAGAAGGUAUGUUGAGUGCGCUUUUGGUAUUCUGGCAAAUAAGUGGCGAAUAAUCCAUCGAGCUAUAGAUCUCAACGUAGACACAGCAAUUCAAGUAAUUAAAGCUUGUGCAGUCUUACAUAAUUUUGUAAGAGAAAAAGAUGGUAUAAAUUUUGAAAGUUACCAAAAUAUAGAACAUAGACAAGAACAAGAAACUACACCCAUGAAUCGAAAUGUGUCGAGUCGAGGUGGCCCUAAUGCCAACGCUAUACGGACAUCAUUUACUAAUUAUUUUGUUUCAGAUAUUGGUUCCGUUCCGUGGCAGGCAGCAGCUAUAAAAUAAAAUUUAUCAAUGCAUUUACAUUUUAUCAAUAAAACAUUAAAAACUCA